Drosophila ananassae is the source of this 760-nucleotide messenger RNA. Its product is annotated as calcium load-activated calcium channel. The record is from RefSeq and is a predicted model, not a curated record. Bases 90 to 641 code for a protein of 183 amino acids. The transcript has 3 exons. Gene Ontology annotation, molecular function: calcium channel activity. Gene Ontology annotation, cellular component: endoplasmic reticulum; cytoplasm; endoplasmic reticulum membrane. Gene Ontology annotation, biological process: endoplasmic reticulum calcium ion homeostasis. Lineage: Eukaryota; Metazoa; Arthropoda; Insecta; Diptera; Drosophilidae.
AGUAUUUUUUAUCGAUAGUUAAUGAUAAGAGUCUAUCGAAGUUCCACAUAAUCGAGACGUUUCAUUAAAAUUUAUAAAUUGGUGAAAAAAUGUGGUCCGACACAAUUUUAAUUGUAUUUAUUUCGGUUUGCACCGCUUUUCUUGGCGAAGGCCUCACCUGGGUGCUCGUUUACCGGACGGAAAAGUAUCAAAAGCUGAAGACCGAAGUGGAAAAGCAGAGCAAGAAAUUGGAGCGCCGCAAGGAGAUUCAUGGUGAUUCCCUGGACAAGGCAGUGAAGAAAAAAAUCGAGCGCGAUGAGGAGAAGCUGAAGAACAACAACCGAGACCUGUCACUGGUCAAAAUGAAGUCCAUGUUCGCCACCGGCUUUGCUUUCACAGCGCUGCUCAGCAUGUUCAAUAGCAUUUUCGAUGGUCGUGUCGUGGCCCAGCUGCCAUUUACACCCAUCUCCUGGAUUCAGGGCCUGAGCCAUCGCAACCUGGCUGGCGACGACUACACCGACUGUUCAUUCAUCUUCUUGUAUAUUCUUUGCACAAUGUCCAUUCGUCAGAACAUCCAGAAGCUCCUUGGCUUUGCACCCUCUCGUGCCGCCAGCAAACAAGGUGUUGGUCUUUUCGGACCCGCUCCCGGACAGUUCAAAUAGUGAAUAGCGCAAUAUUAACAAUACUAUUAAAUUAUGUUCGUUAUGUAUGGAAAGAUGACCCAGUUUUGUGGGCAACUAUCUUUAAAUUUCAUGUACAUAAAACGUGAAUAUUAAUCAGA